AUGAGAAAGAAUUAUAGAAAUUUUGGUCGUAUUGUCAGCAUGAAUGCUCGCCAGAAGGGGAAUAAGGAGUGGUGGUGGCAAAUCUCUAUAUUGGUAGGGCCAGGCAACGACGGCAAAAUCAAGUACUUCGGUGCUAUGCUAUUCUAUAUGGAGACGAAAGAAGUAUAUAGAUUUGCAUUAGAUUCUCUACAUAAAUCAAUGGGCGAGAGGGCGCCAUUGAAAACUAAGAUAAAUUUUGCCGAUGGAUUUUUGAAUCAAUCCGAUGUUAGAGAAGGACAGUUUUAUUUUGCUGAUAGCUACAAUACAUGGCAGACUAUCAGUAAGAAUCUUGGUAGGUACUACAGUGGGCGGGUGAAAAAGGCCUUGGACAAAGAUAUGCACGCCACAACACAACAACUAUGUGACCAUUACCUUGAUAUUGCCAUUGAUAUACUGUCUCAGAAGAAUGCUGCCACUGGGGUUCGAUUCUUGAAUAAGAUGAAGCAAUCAUCUGAACACAUGUUUGAAUGGGGUAUAGCUGGAAAGCUCACAAUGGGGCUUAAAGGGUCACAGAUGAGUGAAUCGUCAAAUUCUCAACUGGAAGCUUGGUUCAAGUCUUUGAUACUUACAAUGCCUAGACUUUUCACUGGCAUAUGCAAAAUUGCCAAUCAGAUGCAUUCAGCCAGUAGAAUAGCAAGAAUCAGGUAUAAUAUGAUAUGCAACAUAGGGAAGUACGAUGAUGACGGCCCGCCUAGAUUCCACGAGCCCGUUCACAUAGCAGACUGCAGAAAGUGGGGCAGUGAAAUAUGUACCGAGCGGGUUUCAGUCGAGGCGUACUUCGACCACGUGUGGAAGCUCGAGAUCAAGGAUUCGAAAGACACGAAGUUUCCUAUCAUUGACGAAAACGAUGUGGAAAACUUCGACUAUGACACCAUGGGAAUAGGCGAUGAUAAAGACAGAGACAGCGAAGAUUUGGAUGACGGUGACGGUGAAGAUUCGGAUGGACACAAAAGUGAUGAAUCGGAUGACAGUGACAAUGAUGAUGCGCAUGACGAUGCCGGUGCAGAUAAGCAACGGAGAAAGAAGUUUCACGAUUCAAGUCUCAUUUGA
Molecule: messenger RNA, 1089 nt
Organism: Sphaeroforma arctica JP610
Lineage: Eukaryota; Ichthyosporea; Ichthyophonida
Exons: 2
Coding region: 1-1089 (362 amino acids)
Source: RefSeq, a predicted model, not a curated record